Populus trichocarpa (black cottonwood) is the source of this 1701-nucleotide messenger RNA. Its product is annotated as tetrahydroberberine oxidase-like. The record is from RefSeq and is a predicted model, not a curated record. The transcript has 2 exons. Gene Ontology annotation, molecular function: oxidoreductase activity; FAD binding. Lineage: Eukaryota; Viridiplantae; Streptophyta; Magnoliopsida; Malpighiales; Salicaceae. The coding region runs from base 94 to 1686 and encodes 530 amino acids.
UCUCAAGCAAGAAUUCUCCUUUACACUAUAAAUUUGGGACUGCCUUGCAGGUUUCUGCACUCAAAAAACCAUAAGCGUAUAGUAGAAAGAAAAAUGACUUCUAUGAGCUCUUCAAUGCUGCCAUUCCUACUUUGUCUUCUCUUUUCAUUGUCACGUGUAACAUCAGCUCGUCCUCAUGAAGAUUUUCUUCAAUGCCUUUCCCUUCAUUUUGAGGACUCCACAGCCAUCUCUAAAGUUAUUUACACCCCAAAAAACUCAUCAUAUUCUUCUAUCUUGCAUUUCGCUAUACGAAACCCCAGGUUCAAUUCUUCUGAACUGAAACCUUUUGUCAUUGUUACACCAACGGAUGCAUCGCACAUCCAGGCUGCCAUCCAUUGUUCCCAAAAACACAAGUUAGAAAUUAGAAUUCGGAGUGGCGGUCAUGAUUUUGAGGGUCUAUCUUACAUGUCUACUGUCCCAUUUGUCAUUGUUGAUCUGAUCAAUCUUAGAUCAAUCACUGUUGAUGCAACCAAUAAAACUGCAUGGGUUCAGGCUGGCGCAACACUAGGGGAACUUUAUUAUAGAAUUGCUGAGAAAAGUAGAACUCUUGCUUUCCCUGCAGGUGCUUGUCAUACUGUUGGUGUUGGAGGGCAGUUUAGUGGAGGAGGGUAUGGAGGGUUGCUGCGUAAAUAUGGUCUUGCUGCAGAUAACGUAAUUGAUGCAGAAUUAAUUGAUGCUAAUGGUAGAGUUCUUGAUAGAGAAUCGAUGGGGGAAGAUUUGUUUUGGGCCAUUCGAGGCGGUGGAGGAAAUAGCUUCGGAGUCGUUACAGCAUGGAAAGUAAACUUGGUUGAAGUUCCGCCUACAGUGACCGUCUUUGCUGUCCCAAAAGUCUUGAAAGAAAAUGCAACCAAGCUUAUCCAUCGUUGGCAAUACGUUGCAAAUAAGCUUCCUGAAGAUAUCGUCAUUGCAGCAUAUGUAAACAGAAUUAAUUCUAGUCAAGGAGGAAAUCCAACAAUACAAGCAACAUUCACUUCUUUAUUUCUUGGUGGGGUUGAUAGACUUCUUCCACUGAUGCAAGAGAGCUUCCCUGAGCUUGGUCUUGUAAAAGACGAUUGCAUUGAACUGAGCUGGAUUGAGUUUGCCCUCUUCCUCGCUGGAUUUCCAAGUAAUGCAUCCUUGGAUGUGUUGCUUGAUAGGACUCCUCAAUCCAUAACAAGUUUCAAAGCAAAAUCUGACUAUGUUAAACAACCCCUGCCUGAAACCACAUUAGAAGGGAUGUGGGAAACGUUCUUCGAAAAGGACAUUGAGUCCCCUAGUUUGUUCAUGGUUCCUUAUGGGGGAAAGAUGGAAGAGAUUUCUGAGUCAAGCAUCCCAUUUCCACAUAGAGCUGGAAAUUUAUAUAAAAUUCACUACUAUGUGGCUUGGACAGAAGAAGGCAAGGAAGCAUCCGAAAGGCAUAUUUCUUGGAUCAGAAGGCUUUACAGUUACAUGACUCCUUAUGUUUCGAAAAAUCCUCGAGAAGCAUACGUCAAUUACAGAGACCUUGAUCUCGGAAUAAAUAACCUUGCAGGCAACACAAGUUAUAAGCAAGCAAGCAUUUGGGGUAGGAAGUACUUCAAAAAUAACUUUGACAAGCUGGUACGCAUAAAGACUGAAGUUGAUCCUGCCAAUUUCUUCAGAAAUGAGCAGAGCAUACUGUUAAUUUGAGUAGGGUUUUUCUGC